UAGGUCUGGGCAGAGCUUAACGUGUCCGUGUGUAUAGCUGUAUUUUUAUUUAUUUAUUUUUUCAGUUUUAUUAAUGGAUCGUUUGUGGAACGCAGUAAAAAACGAUUCUGACCUACUGUAGAAGAAAUAUCUUAGCGUAGCCAGAACCGAAAACGAUAAAUACAGCAAAGGGGACGUUAGAAGGACCAGUGCACCAAGGACAAAUAGGAAGUAAAAAAAAAACUACUGCUACUGAUAUUAUUAUUAUUUUGAUUAUUAUUAUUAUGAUACGCGAAAGGUAGGUGAUCUGGACCAUUAUUACGCACGCACGCACGCACGCACGCGCGCGCGCGCGUGUCUGAGCCACUGACAGCGUGGGUCAACAAUGUGGCAUGAAAACAAAACGAGAUCCGAUGCGAUUCUGUGACACGUUGAGAUUUUGCAGUGAUCCUGAGGACACGAUUCGGCUUUCACCGGCUGAUCUGAGCAUCUGACGCGUUUAUUCCAGUUUAUUGCAUGAUGAAUGAUGCAUGGAGAGAGCGGGUGGAGGAGUUAGUUAGUCUGAGCCCACAGCGCACAGUAUUUUACUAGAUCCUACCAGCCACCGGAGUCAUGUUUAGAAACAGCCUGAAGAUGCUGUUGGGGGGAAAAGCCAACCGGAAGAGCCGUAACAGCAGCGAUGGAGGAAGUGAAGAGGUCAGCGACCUACGGAGUGCCAGCUUAGAUCCUCACCACAGUUUCGCCGGCCAAGGUAGCAGCAUCGACAGUGAGUGUGCCUUUGAAGGAGACUACGACGUUCCGCCUCUUUCCAUGGCCGAGGGUCUACAGCACAUGCGCAUCAUGGAGGGGGUGUCUCGCUCCCUCCCCUCCUCUCCUCUUCUGGCUCAUCAGACAGUCAACGUGCGACUUCAGCCGGUGAAGAUGAUCAGCACCGGUUCAGCUACAGCCCCUCUACGGAAACUUAAGUUUGUGGAGAGCCCUCGCAUACCUGAGUUUGAUCUUGGCUCCCCUACACACACUGCUUCCCCAGCACAGAAUCCCACCCUGGACAGACAGUCACCUGGGGAAGUAGGUGAGGAGCUCGGCCCCCCUCCUUCAGUGGAUGAGGCUGCCAACACGUUGAUGACUCGCCUUGGCUUCCUGCUCGGAGACAAAAUGAGCGAGGGCCCUCCGGAGCUGCACUACAGCAUAGAGGAGGCCGAGGACGCGCAGGGCGUGGGAGUGAGCGGCAGGAUGAGUCCAUGCUCCACUCUGACCAGCAGCACAGCAUCUCCUCCGGCCUGCAGUCCCUGCUCCACUCUGCCUGCUGGAGCUCCAGGACAAGCCAUCAGCAGCCCCACCUCCACGCUGGAAAGCAGAGACAGUGGCAUCAUUGCCACACUGACGAGUUACUCAGAGCCUGCGGAUCGCAGUGCCAAGCAUGGAGAGGGCACUCGCGCCAGCAGCCUCAAACUUUGGCAUUCGCAACGCGCCACACUCGACUCUGGCCUUUACCGCCUUGAUGAAAACAUGGCUGCCUCCACCCACAGCCUCAACAAGAUUCCUGAACCCAGCUCCACCCACCACUCCACUCACCCCACCCCCCUGUACCUCAUGCCCCGCCCGAACUCUGUGGCAGCCACCAGUUCAGCUCAUCUAGAGGACCUGGCUUAUCUGGAUGAACAGAGGCACGCUCCGCUCCGGACUUCACUGCGCAUGGCACGCCAGAACAACAUGGCCUCCGGAAGAUCUGGCCAGGAUCUGAGAGCUUCUGCUAACCACAUUGCCUGGCAGUCCCAGUCACUGCGCUUCGCUCCAUACAGGCUCCAGGACAUAGCGCUAAAGCCGUUGCUCUUCGAGGUUCCCAGCAUCACAGUGGACUCUGUGUUUACGGGCCGUGAGUGGCUCUUCCAAGAAAUCGAUGCUCAGUUGAGCAGCACCAACCGUGCGACCAACCGGGGCGUGGUGCUCGUUGGCAACAUUGGCUUUGGCAAGACGGCCAUAAUCUCCCGCCUGGUGGCUCUCAGCUGCCACGGAAACCGCAUGAGGCAGAUUGCCUCCGACAGCCCACAGGCUUCACCCAAACAUGGAGAUGGACUUCCUCUUACACAGCCUCAGCCCACCCACGGUACGCUUGGAGGUGGCAGCUGCCCAGGAACUCCGGAGAUGAGGAGGCGACAGGAGGAGGCUAUGAGGAGACUCGCAUCUCAGGUGGUAGCGUAUCACUACUGUCAAGCUGACAAUGCCUACACUUGCCUGGUGCCUGAGUUUGUGCACAACGUGGCAGCUCUGCUGUGCCGUUCACCACAACUUAACACCUACAGAGAGCUGCUGCUGAGAGAACCACACAUUCAGAGCACACUCAGUCUGCGCUCCUGUGUCCAGGAUCCACUCAGCGCGUUCACACGAGGAGUCCUCGAGCCGCUGGACGCACUGUAUAAAGAGAGGAAGAUGACAGUCGAUGAAGAUUUCAUUAUUCUUAUCGAUGGUCUUAAUGAAGCUGAGUUCCACAAGCCUGAUUACGGAGAUACUAUCGUCUCUUUCCUUUGUAAGACCAUCGACAGGUUUCCAGCCUGGCUCAAGCUAGUGGUUACUGUUCGAACCACACUGCAGGACAUCACAAAACCCUUGCCGUUCCACCGUAUCUCACUGGAUGCCCUGGAGGAGAACGAUGCUAUCGACCGGGAUUUGCAGGCCUACGUGCUGCAGCGUGUUCAUGGCAGUGCUGAAAUCCAGAGCAACAUCUCGCUCAACGGUAAGAUGGAUGGCGCUGGCUUUGCCAAACUCAGCUCACACCUGAAGGCUCUCAGUCACGGGUCAUUCCUCUACCUGAAGCUGACCUUUGACCUGAUUGAGCGUGGCUACCUGGUGUUGAAGAGCUCCGGUUACAAGGUGGUGCCUGUGAGCCUGGCUGAAGUUUACCUGCUGCAGCUGAAUAUGCGCUUUCCUACGCAGUCGUCCUUUGAGCGAGCACUGCCCCUGCUCAAUGUGGCACUGGCGUCACUGCACCCACUCACCGAUGAACAGAUUUACCAAGCGGUCAACGCCGGGUCCCUCAGGGCCACGCUCGACUGGGAUGAUUUCCGACAGAGGAUGGAGCAGCUGGGUGUCUUUCUGGUGAAGAGGCGUGAUGCCACGCGUAUGUUCGUGCACCCAUCAUUCCGUGAGUGGCUUAUCUGGAGGGAGGAAGGGGAGAAGACCAAAUUCCUUUGUGAUCCCAGGAAUGGACACACACUGUUGGCCUUCUGGUUUUCCAGACAAACAAACAAACUCAACAGACAGCAGACUAUAGAACUAGGACAUCAUAUCCUGAAAGCACAUAUAUUUAAGGGCCUGAGUAAGAAAGUCGGGGUCUCCUCAUCCAUCUUGCAGGGGUUGUGGGCGUCUUACAGCACUGAGACUUUAUCCACUGCUUUAUCUUCUCUGAGAAACCUGUACACGCCUAACAUUAAGGUCUCCCGUCUGCUGAUGAUGGGGGGGGCAAAUGUUAAUUACCGGACAGAGGUGUUGAACAAUGCACCAGUGCUCUGUGUGCAUGCUCACUUGGGCUACAUGGACAUGAUUAACCUGCUGCUGGAGUUUGGGGCUAACGUGGACUCGGCAUCUGAGAGUGGCAUGACAGCACUGAGCUACGCUGCCACAGCGGGCCACCUGAACAUCGUCACCGCCCUCUGCAAGAAAAGGGCUAAGCUUGAUCAGCUAGACAGGAACGGUCAGUGCGCUGUGGUCCAUGCAGCUCUAAGGGGCCACAUAGAAGUGGUGAAGUUCCUACUGCACAGUGACUGGGGAGGUGAGGCGGCAAAGACCGUACAGCUCCACACUCCCUCUCCUACCAAAUCAUGUGACUCCACACAGAUGUCCAGCCCAGAGCAGCAGGAGAAAGAGCAGGAGCAAGAGGGAGAAGAGACUCCACAGGAGAAGGAGAAAGAAACAGAGCUCCCUGCUGAGCAGCAAGAGACCAAGGAAGAGUUGGAGCAUAAACGGCAGGAAGUUCAGCCUCAGCAGCAGCAUGAUGCCUUCAGGAAGAGUCACGCGAUACAGCAGGCUCUGGUAGCAGCAGCUAGUAUGGGACAUAUGGAGAUUGUGUCAUACCUGCUGGAUCUUCCCGAGACUGAAAAAGAGGCUACAGUGUAUGCCCAGAUGAACAACUAUGACACUUUGUGGGGGGAAACAGCACUGACUGCAGCAGCAGGGCGUGGAAAGCUUGAAGUUUGCCGGAUGCUGCUGGAGCAGGGCUCUGAAGCCGCUCAGCCGAACCGCAGAGGAGUCGUGCCUCUCUUCAGCGCUGUAAGCCAAGGACACUGGCAGAUUGUGGACUUGUUGCUGACUCACGGAGCAGACAUAAACAUGGUAGAUAAACAGGGACGAACUCCCCUGAUGAUGGCCGCUUCCGAGGGCCACGCAGAAACAGUGGAGUACCUUCUGGCUCAAGGUGCGUCCAUGCCCAUUACAGAUAAAGAAGGUCUUACUGCACUAAGCUGGGCGUGUCUAAAAGGACAUUUGGCUGUGGUUCGCUUACUGGUGGAAAGGGGUGCGGCGACUGAUCAUGCGGAUAAGAACGGGCGCACGCCUCUUGACCUGGCUGCCUUUUAUGGAGACGCAGAUGUUGUGCAGUUUCUUGUCGAUCGGGGUGCUUUGAUUGAGCACGUGGACUAUAGCGGGAUGCGUCCGCUAGACCGGGCCGUGGGCUGCCGCAACACUUCAGUGGUGAUGGCUCUCCUCAAGAAAGGAGCGAAGAUCGGAUGUCAGACCUUGCCAAGUCGGCACAAAGGAGGUCCAGCUACAUGGGCAAUGGCAACCUCGAAACCAGACAUCAUGAUGAUCCUGCUGAGAAAACUUAUUGAGGAAGGGGAUGGCUUCUAUAAGAAAGGCAAAGUGAAGGAGGCAGCACAACGUUAUCAGUAUGCUUUGAAGAAGUUUCCUCGUGAAGGCUUCAGUGAAGACCUGAAGCCUUUUCGAGAGCUCAAAGUCUCUCUGUUUCUCAACUUGUCUCGCUGCCGCAGGAAAAUGAAUGACUUUGGAAUGGCAGAAGAAUUUGCUACCAAAGCUCUAGAGCUGAAACCCAAAUCCUAUGAGGCAUACUAUGCUAGAGCUCGAGCUAAACGCAGUAGCAGGCAGUUUUCUGAGGCUCUAGAGGACCUCAGGGAAGCCAUAAAGCUAUGCCCCAACAAUCGCGAGAUUGUGCGCCUCUUGCAGCGUGUGGAAGAAGAAUUCAGGCGAGUCACCCAAGCGGAGGAGCCUGAGCUUGAGCCCCCACCAUCCCCACCCCCAUCCCCUAUACCUGUGGAGGAAGAAGAGGAGCCACCCCAUCAUACUCCACCCCCAGAACCACGACUGGAUGACAUGGAACCUGUGCAAGACCUUUUCGAGGAUGAUGACUUUCUGGAACAGGAGCUCGAGAGCAUGUCCAUUGGCCUUCCUCCUGAACGCAUCAAUCCAUCCAGCCUUCAGAUUAUCCACAGCCCACCUCUCUCACCUGUCACUUUAUCAGGAGGCCAAGCCUUUGAGUUCCACCCAAGCCCCUCUUCAUUGUCAUCUCCAACUCGCCAAAGCUACCAAUCAACCUCACCUUGUGUCUCUCCCACACACCAAAAUUCCCAUUACCGACAUAGUCCUCCACACACUUCUCCUGCCCAUCAAGCUUCCUACCGCUUCAGCCCUCCUCCUAUGGGUAGUGGAGGUCAGGGGAUGGAUUACCAGAGUCCCCCACCUUCCCCACUUCGUCGCACAGCACCAUACCGAGCCAGCCCCCCCUUGGAGAGUGUGUGUCUCUACCGUUCCCAGUCGGGAUCUCCUGUCCGCUACCAGCAGGAUCCUUUGCCCAGUCGUCCCAAAUCACCCCUAUCCAAGAUGAGCAGUCAACGCUCCUUUCAGCUUCAGUCACAGGCAUCCCAGUGCUCCCAGUCCUCGCAACACCACCAGGUCCAGGGCCUCCGACUGCAGCCUUCAGUGGCCCAGAUUGUACGCACCAACCAGCCUGGUAGUGGCAUCUAUGGCCAAUUGGCUCACCCACUCAGCAGGUACCAGGGUAGCUCCAUGGACAUAGACCGGGAAAGAGAGAGGGAGGCCCGUCUGGUAUACCAGCCCUCCUUGGAUGGAAGGUCCAUGUCUCAGGUACAGUCUAGUUUGAGUGUGGGUGCUCUGUGCCAGCAUGGAGGGCGACCUGGGCCUGGAGGAGUACUGGAAUCUGGAGUAGGGAAAGAUGAAGUGCCUCAACGCCCUGCCUCAGCCUACCGCUCUGCAACUGGAGGUCCAGGAGGAAUGCGCUUUAGCCAGACACCUCAAAUAAGCCGCAGCCAGUCUGCAGCAUAUUACCCUGUCUCUAAGCAUGAGCUGGAGAGAGCUGCAGCAGCAUCCUCCAUGUCCCCAUGCCAGCUAGGUUCACCUGAGAUCCCACAUCUGGUGCGUCGGCCCAUCAGUGCAAACACGGGUGACCUGAAACCACACAUGUCCACCCCUAGACCCCUAAUCCACUCUCAGAGCGUAGGUCUGCGCUUCUCCCCCUCCAGCAGCAAUAUAUCCUCAGGCUCUGGUUCUAAUUUAGCCUCUGGCUUCAGGCCUUCCUCCUCCAUGGCCCAGAUGGAGAUCCCCCUACAGGUGGCAUACGAACGCAGCUUUGAUGAGCCAUCCUCACUUUCGCCCUCACAAAGCGGCCUGUACCCCAGCGAGCCAGCCCGUUCCCGGACAACGCCCUUCAUGGGCGUCAUUGACAAGACAGCACGGACUCAGCAGCAGUACUUGCACCAGCCUUCUCGUGCAUGGCCAGUCACAUCUCUGGACAAUGUCAUCACCAGCCCAACAUCACCCGGGAACCUGAUUCACCAGGCAUCUACAGCCUCCUCCUAUAGCCCACCCACCUCAUUAGGUAACAUUGCCUACUACAACAAGACCAACAAUGCCCAAAAUGGGCACAUGCUGGAGGAUGAGUACUAUAGCCAGCCACAGCCCUCAUCCCUGGGCAAGCUGGCAAAUGGAGGGGCCCGUGACAGGGACCUCUUGGAACGGGUCAGUCAGGUGCCCACAUACCAGGAUGUGAAGGUGGCACGGACAAUGCCCGUGGCACAGGCGUACCAAGAAAACAUGUACCGCCAGCUCUCUCGUGAUGCCAGGCAAGGCCCCACCUCACCCAUUAAACCAAAGAGACCCUUUGUGGAAUCAAAUGUGUAACAAGGCCAUUAGAGUGUAACGGAUGUGUGAUAAGGAGUGAGUGUGUGUUUAAAUGUAGUGGUGGUCCAGUGUGUUAAAAUUACUAGAAAAUAUGUCAUUUUUUGAAACUCUUCUAACCCAGGGAGGGUCAUGUUGAUAUAUUGCAACUUCAUGAAAGAAAUUGCUAAUGCCUUGAUCUGUGCCUGCUUCUGGUAUACUUGAGGCAUAAGCUUUAGCGCUAGAGCAAAAGACUCGAGACACUUGGACUUAUAAUUCCAUGAAUAUGAUACUACUGAAUGUUCUUUAAAGCUCUGCACAUUAUGUGAAAGCACAUUUCUGAACCUUCCCUGAAUUGAAGCAACAAACAUGAGCGCACACACAGCUUGAGGAACAGUGCGUGUCUUGCAGUUAUUGUCCCACACGAGUGUGAGUGAGCAUCAUGAACAAAAAUGUGUGUGUCACGGACUGUUCGUGAAUUUAAAUGCUUAAAUCAUUUCCUAUCUUCAGUAGGCAUUUCCAAACAGGACUACUAGGCCUUCCAGAGUAUAUAAUGUUGGAUUAUUCAAUGCUGUUUAAUAAAAAAAAAAGAAAAAAAAAGCUGUAGUUAAAGAAGGAACACAAAGGAAUAUUUAUACCUGAGUUCGAUAAUGUACAAAUCAAAGCAUAAACCUAGUUUCCGUGUUUGUUUUAUUUUAAGUUAUCUUUAUUUUUGUAUCUUUUUUUUGGGCAGGAGAAAUGGUAGAUAAUAUUUUCAAAAAUGUAGAUUCAGAGUUUAUGGAUUUAAAGAGGGAAAUGUACAAACUUUCAGAACACCCCCCCCCCCCCCCAAAAAAAAAAAAAAAGUUAUAUCUUCGAUUUUACAAUAAUCACGUUUUCCUAAUUAAGAAAUGACUCUGGAAUGAAUGAAUCUGGAAAUACCCUGGAUAGAGAACGCAAGAUAAUUGUAAUGCAGACUCAAUUAGAAAUGAUCAUAAUUUAAUAAGUACUACUUCUUUUUAAUUAUUAUUAUUUUUUAAACAAACUGAAACAGUUUGUGUAAAUCUGAUCUCUGUGUUCUAUAAGUUUGUACAUGCUCUGCUCAACAUAUAAAAAGAUGUUUCAGGGGAUGUUGAAUAAGUAAUGGUAGUUCCUUUUUUAUUUUGAAACCGUUUAACAGUAACAGUAUUAUGCUAAAAUAUGAAAAGCAUUAGUAUAUUUAGCUAUAGUAUAUUUGUUUUAACCUUUCAGUGACAAUAUGAGGUUUUUUUUUUUUUUUUUUUUUUUAUGUUGUUGUUGUUGCACUGUAUGCCCAUGAAAGCUCUGAAGAAAAAAAAUAGCACUUUAUUAAUUUCAAUCUGAUGAUGGAUAAAUCAUACCGUAGGCAUGGGGAAUGGCUCAUUUGGAUUGAAAAUACUACGAAACUUAGAGUAAACACUGGAAUAUUAUUUGUGAAUUAAUUGUCCUACUAGAAAAUCAAGAUAGCAGUCAAUGUUUUUUGGUGCAAUCUUUUUUCUUUUACAAAGCUAAAGAAUACGCAGUAAAAAAAAAAAAGAAAAAAAAAGAAAAGUGAAAUUAUGUUUUUAAAACGCUAUGAAAACAUGUAUAUAAUAGCCUUUAUAGAGCACACUGUAUGUGCUGUAUAUACUGGCCAAAUGUGUUUAUGCGUAAGCAAUUCAUAACUAUUUCUCUAUAGCUAAAUCUUCACUGUUGCAGGGUUAUGGCUAACAGCUAAAAGACAAAUGAAUAACAGUAUCUAGUAUGAAGCGGUGAAUAAAUGAGGCAAGCGUGAAAAACGGGUCUCCGAGGUUCGGUAGCAUUCUGAAACACUUCCAAAAUGAUUUUUAUUAUAGAUUCAUAAACUUCAAGAAAUGUUUAACAAGUGUUUUUUUUUUCUGGAAAAGUCAUAAAAGCUCUCUGCAGUAGAAUGCAAUAUAGCCAUCAUGCAGUGUUCAAACUGUCUUCGGUCACAUCUUCUAAAUAAUUGACUCAGACAGCUACUGUCGUGAAGUAAGCCCAUAUGUUUUAAGUAUUUACACCAAUAUCCCUUCACCUUCUCACAUGCAGGACUAACCGUUAGUGCUCAAGAAGUUACAGUUAUUCAUCAAAUUAAAAGGAGCGAGGGACUACAAUGUUUCGUUCUUUAAGAAGGGAUCGUUUUCUCAGUGGAGAUUAUUUUGCUGUAAAUACAGAUGCAUGUUCUAUCCUCAGCCACCCCUAAGCUCAUGUGCACAUGCUGAAGUGUACUUGAUGUAUAUCUCAAAUGAAGCUGGUGCCCAAAUAAUUCAUACCAACCUCUCAUCUUUCCAGUCUUUAAUUAGGAAACACACUACUGACCUCUUAUGAGUUGAACUGGGCUUUUAUUUAUUUAUUUUUUAAUUUGCUUUUCAGUUCAUAUUACUGUACUUGCUUGCUGCGCUGAGUUCUCUUGUCUGUAAAUGUGAGCUUUCAGAGCGCUGUGACAAAGUUCUAUGACUACAAUAAAACAGAAUGUGUUUUUAUCAUA
This is a messenger RNA of Tachysurus fulvidraco (yellow catfish), 9586 nucleotides long. RefSeq names its product tetratricopeptide repeat, ankyrin repeat and coiled-coil containing 2b (gene tanc2b). The record is from RefSeq and is a predicted model, not a curated record. The coding region runs from base 592 to 7125 and encodes 2177 amino acids. Gene Ontology annotation, cellular component: dendritic spine. Gene Ontology annotation, biological process: regulation of dendritic spine morphogenesis. Gene Ontology annotation, molecular function: protein binding. The transcript has 30 exons. Lineage: Eukaryota; Metazoa; Chordata; Actinopteri; Siluriformes; Bagridae.